Cinara cedri is the source of this 240-nucleotide messenger RNA. Lineage: Eukaryota; Metazoa; Arthropoda; Insecta; Hemiptera; Aphididae. The record is from the annotation of a GenBank genome assembly.
AUGGCAAUCGUGAAGAGAAGAAAGAAGUGGAUAGGACAUCUCAUAAGGAACAAUUCAUGGAUAACGACUAUAAUUGAAGGAAAAAUCGAGGGAAAACCAGGAAGAGGAAGACCUAGACAGGCAUAUAUGAAACAAAUCAUGUUGGAUAUAGGAAGAGAGUCAUAUAUAGAACUAAAGAGAGUCGCAAUGAAUAGAGAGGAAUGGAAGAAUAUUUCAUCGUUAAACCAAUCUACGGAUUGA